Hyaena hyaena (striped hyena) is the source of this 3512-nucleotide messenger RNA. RefSeq names its product inositol polyphosphate-5-phosphatase B (gene INPP5B). Gene Ontology annotation, cellular component: cytosol; membrane. Bases 27 to 2780 code for a protein of 917 amino acids. Gene Ontology annotation, molecular function: phosphatidylinositol-4,5-bisphosphate 5-phosphatase activity; inositol-1,4,5-trisphosphate 5-phosphatase activity. The record is from RefSeq and is a predicted model, not a curated record. NCBI's taxonomy places the organism in Eukaryota, Metazoa, Chordata, Mammalia, Carnivora, Hyaenidae. The transcript is spliced from 23 exons. Gene Ontology annotation, biological process: signal transduction; phosphatidylinositol dephosphorylation.
GGCGUGUCUGCUCAGCAGGGACCAGCAUGGACCAGUCUGUGGCGAUCCAGGAGACCCUGGCCGAGGGGGAAUAUUGCAUCAUCAUAUCCUUCCCAGCAGUACAAGGGGUGCUGUGUGAGGGAGGCAGCAGACAGAGCCGCCUCCUGGGACUUGUGCGCCACCGCCUGAAACAUGGUGGCCAGGAACAUGCUCUCUUCCUGUACACACACCGGAGGAUGGCCAUUACCGCGGACGAUGUCUCUUUGGACCAGAUAGUGCCGGUCUCACGGGAUUUUACACUGGAAGAAGUGUCCCUGGAUGGUGAACUCUACAUUCUUGGCUCAGAUGUGACCGUCCAGCUGGACACCGCGGAGCUCAGCCUCGUUUUCCAGCUACCCUUUGGUUCACACACCAGAAUGUUCCUCCAAGAAGUGGCCAGCGCCUGUCCAGGUUUCGAUCCCGGCACCCCAGAUCCUGAAUUCCUGUGGCUGUCUGUAUACAGGUGUACCCGGCUGGAGCCCGAUCCGCCCGCGCCUCUCGGUUGGAACUCGGCCCAGGACCCAGGGCCCCGGUGCGCCGGAAUUGGCGGAGGCGUUUUUGACUUUGAUGGUUCGAGGUCAGAUGGGAAAAGCCUGCUUGUGGACCAAAGCUCUUGGGGUCAGGAUACAACAGACAACUUACUUACAAGACAGAAUAAAUCCAAGUCUGACAUCAGUGACAUGGUUCGUGCCUCCACUAUCACAGUAUCAGACAAGGCUCAUAUUUUAUCAAUUCAGAAGUUCGGGCUGCGAGAUACAAUAGUGAAAUCACAUCUAGUGCAGAAAGAAGAGGAUUAUACCUAUAUCCAGAACUUCAGGUUUUUUGUGGGAACAUACAAUGUGAAUGGCCAGUCCCCCAAAGAAUGCCUCCAGCCCUGGCUAAGCCAUGGCAUUGAGGCCCCAGAUGUGUACUGUGUAGGGUUCCAGGAGCUUGACCUGAGUAAGGAAGCCUUUUUCUUCCACGAUACCCCGAAGGAAGAAGAGUGGUUUAAAGCUGUAUCAGAAGGUCUUCAUCCAGGAGCCAAGUACGCAAAGGUGAAGCUCAUCCGACUGGUUGGGAUUAUGCUGCUGUUGUAUGUCAAGCAGGAACAUGCGGCGCACAUCUCUGAGGUGGAAGCGGAAACCGUGGGGACAGGAAUCAUGGGGAGGAUGGGUAACAAAGGAGGAGUGGCCAUCAGGUUCCAGCUCCACAACACCAGCAUCUGUGUCGUGAACUCUCACCUGGCGGCGCACACGGAGGAGUGUGAGCGGAGGAACCAGGACUAUAAAGACAUCUGUUCUCGAAUGCAGUUCUGUCAGGCUGACCCAGGCCUCCCCCCUCUCACCAUCAGCAAGCACGAUGUGGUCUUGUGGCUGGGGGACCUCAACUACAGGAUAGAAGAGCUGGAUGUGGAAACAGUGAAAAAGCUCAUCGAAGAGAAGGCCUUCAAAAAGCUGUACGCGCAUGAUCAGCUGAAAACUCAGGUCACUGCCAAGGCAGUCUUUGAAGGCUUCAUUGAAGGCGAGCUCACAUUCCAGCCCACGUAUAAGUAUGAUACUGGCUCCGACGACUGGGACACCAGUGAGAAGUGUCGUGCUCCCGCCUGGUGUGACCGCGUCCUCUGGAAAGGGAAGAACAUCACUCAGCUGAGUUACCAGAGUCACAUGGCCCUGAAGACCAGUGACCACAAGCCUGUCAGCUCAGUGUUUGACAUUGGGGUGAAGGUGGUCAACGAAGAACGUUACCGCAAGACUCUGGAGGAGAUUGUGCGUUCCCUGGAUAAGAUGGAAAAUGCCAACAUUCCUUCUGUGUCCCUUUCCAAGCGAGAGUUCUGUUUUCAGAAUGUGAAGUACAUGCAGUUGCAAGUACAGUCCUUUACAAUUCAUAAUGGACAAGUGCCCUGUCAGUUUGAGUUCAUUAACAAGCCUGACGAAGAGUCCUACUGCAAGCAGUGGCUGAAUGCCAACCCCAGCAGAGGCUUCCUCCUGCCAGAUUCCGCCAUUGAGAUCGAACUGGAGCUAUUUGUAAAUAAGACCACGGCUACAAAGCUCAACUCAGGUGAAGACAAAAUUGAAGACAUUCUGGUUUUGCACUUGGACAGGGGAAAGGAUUAUUUUUUGUCCGUGUCUGGGAACUACAUGCCCAGCUGUUUUGGAUCUCCCAUUCAUACGCUGUGCUACAUGAGGGAGCCUAUCUCGGACCUGCCGCUUCAAACUAUUAGAGAGCUGACUCUGAUGCCACUACAGACUGAGGAUGAUGGGAUCCAGUUGGAGAACCCCAUGGGGAUCCCCAAAGAGCUCUGGAUGAUGGUUGAUUACCUGUACCAAAAUGCUGUCCAGCAGGAAGAUCUGUUUCAGCAGCCAGGCCUGCGGUCAGAAUUUGAGCAUAUCAGGGACUGUUUGGACGCUGGAAUGAUUGAAUCCCUCUCCGCCAACAAUCAUUCCGUGGCUGAAGCCCUGCUGCUUUUCCUGGAGAGCCUGCCAGAGCCUGUCAUCUGCUACAGCACCUACCACAGCUGCUUGGAGUGUUCCGGCAACUACACGGCAAGUAAACAGGUCAUUUCUACCCUCCCCACCUUCCACCAAAAUGUCUUCAACUACUUGAUGGCGUUUUUGCGAGAACUACUGAAAAAAUCGGCAAAAAAUCAUCUGGAUGAGAAUAUUCUAGCUAGCAUCUUUGGCAGCUUACUGCUUCGAAAUCCAGCUGGUCACCAAAAGCCUGACAUGGCAGAGAAGAAGAAGGCUCAAGAAUUUAUUCACCAGUUCCUCUGCGACUCACCCUGAGCCUCUCUGCCUCCUCUCCUGUCUUACUUGAGGCGGCUAAUUACCAGCUCCACCUGUUUCAGAUGCAGAAGAUGUGAGGGUUCUUGGGAGCAAAAGCAGCAGCUGCCUGUUUUCCUGAGCCCAGACUACACCCCCCCCCCCACUGUGGCUGUCACACGCAUGCCACUGUGAGUCGUGAAGACCUGGGGACAUCCACCACAAUAAAACUGACAGUCAGUGUUCAGCUUUAGUUAUUUAACACAGAUCUCUCGCUCUAUUUUUUUAAAUUUUAAAGAUGUUUAAAUAACUGUACUUCCUGUGCUCACUCAGCCUGCCUGCAGGGCAUUGUCAGUGCCUUCCCUGUAGCGUGGGCCGAGCUCCCCAUAAUCAGAUGGUUGAACAGACUUUGGGGUCCUGAAGGGAGAAUGAAUUGGACAGCAAGAAUGCAAAUGGAAUCUGCUGGAUAAACAGGCCACCGCCACCCCAGAUGCUUCCAGUACUCUGGGCACAUAUGUAUAUGUACAUACAAAGCCUACCCCCCGCUUCCUAAUCAGGUGGGGCUCAGCAACCCUGGGGCUGGCACUCGGCCUCUGAGGGCAAUACGGUGGCUCGAAAAUGAAAGUACUGAAGAAAUUGGUGCUGUGGUGAAACAAAUGGGAUUUUCCAGCUCAGCAAAUCCUCCAAACUGUAUAUGAUGCAUCCCCUUUCUCAUAUGUGUAAUAUAUUUUAAUGAUAAAUGUAUUUUUAACAGUG